Messenger RNA from Xyrauchen texanus (razorback sucker), 5043 nucleotides. Its product is annotated as mucin-5AC-like. Gene Ontology annotation, molecular function: protein binding. NCBI's taxonomy places the organism in Eukaryota, Metazoa, Chordata, Actinopteri, Cypriniformes, Catostomidae. The transcript is spliced from 33 exons. Bases 1 to 5043 code for a protein of 1680 amino acids. Gene Ontology annotation, cellular component: extracellular matrix. The record is from RefSeq and is a predicted model, not a curated record.
AUGGAGAAAUGUCCUGGAAUAUUGAAAUGGACGCUUGAAUGGAUAUUACUAUUUGUUGGAAUAAUCGCUGCUCAGACAGGAGUAAACCCCUCUCAUAAUGGGCAAAUCUGUAGUACAUGGGGGAACUACCACUUUAAGACUUUCGAUGGAUACAGCUUCCGAUUACCAUCCACUUGUAAUUAUAUCCUCACUGCGACGUGUGGAAGCAGCUAUGAGGAUUUCAACAUUCAGUUGAGACGGCAAGUGCUACAUGACCAACCAACCAUCACUAGCAUCACCAUGAAGCUGGACGGCACUGUAGUGGAGCUCAUCAAGAGUUCUGUCAGAGUAGAUGGACAACUGACGACUCUGCCUUUCAGCAACUAUGGAGUUCUAAUUGAUAAAAGUUCCUCGUACAUCAAAGUCAGUGCCAAGCUUGGGCUAGUGGCCAUGUGGAAUGUGGACGACUCUUUCAUGGUUGAAUUGGACAAGAAGUACCAAAAUAAGACCUGUGGUUUAUGUGGGGAUUUCAAUGGCGUCCAGCUGUACAAUGAGUUCAUCAAAAAUGGUGUUGAGACGUCUCUUCAUGAAUAUGGCCACCUUGCAAAGAUGGAUGGUCCCACAGAGAGCUGUACAGAACUAGUCCAUUCACCAGACGAUUCAUGCCAAAAUCUGACAUCACUGUGUGAGCAGCUGUUCUCGGGCCCUCCUUUCAGUAGCUGUAAGGGCCUCGUAGACUCCUUCAUCAAGACCUGCGAGUUGGACUUGUGCCACUGCACCAACACCACCAGAUCCUUCUGCCUCUGCAGCACCUUCUCAGAAUAUUCUCGCCAGUGUGUUCACGCUGGAGGAAAACCUGACACAUGGAGAACUGAGCAGUUCUGCGGUCAAUCAUGUCCUUACCACAAUAUGGUGCACCAGGAGUGUGGAAACCCUUGCAUCAACACUUGUUCAAAUCCUGACAAAGCUCAUAUCUGUGAGGACCACUGUAUCGAUGGGUGUUUCUGUCCUGAAGGAUAUGUGUUUGAUGACCUCACUGAUAAAGGUUGUAUUGCCAAGGAUCAGUGUUCCUGCAUUCACAAUGGAAAAAUAUACCAACCUGGACAGACUUACAAAAGCAACUGUAAAGAAUGCACUUGUGUUAAUGAUCAAUGGAGCUGCAAAGAAAACGAUUGCCCCGGGACAUGCUCAGUGGAGGGUGGCUCCCAUAUCACAACCUACGAUGGGAGGACAUACAGUUUCCAUGGAGACUGCACUUAUGUGCUUACUAAGCAGACCAGUGGCAAUGAGUUUAUAGUUUUGGGGGAUCUGAUGAAAUGUGGUCUCACUGACACUGAAACAUGUCUGAAGGCAGUGACCCUUUUUCUGUCAGAGGGGAACACAGUGUUCAGCAUUCAGUCUGAUGGAAAGGUCUUUGUGAACAGAAUCUAUUCACAGCUACCACUUUCAACUGCGGGCGUGAUGAUUUUCAAACCCACCACAUUUUUCAUCAUCGUCCAGACGUCUUUUGGCCUUGAACUGGAGAUCCAACUCAUACCAAUAAUGCAGGUUUACAUUAAAGUGGAUGUGAGUCACAAGCAGAAAACCAAUGGUUUGUGUGGGAACUUUAAUAGUAUUCAAGUGGAUGACUUCAUAACUGUUAGUGGAUCUCUAGAGGGCACAGCGGUGGGCUUUGCCAACGGUUGGAAAACGAGAGCACACUGCCCUGAUGUUAAGAGCAACUUUGUGGAUCCUUGCAGUCUCAGCCUGGAUAACGAGAGAUUUGCUCAGAAAUGGUGUUCUCAGCUGACAGACCCUAAAGGGGUUUUUGCUCCCUGCCACAAAGAAAUCAGCCCUGAUGUCUAUCAAAAGACCUGCAUGUAUGAUGCCUGUAAUUGUGAGAAAAGUGAGGACUGCAUGUGUGCUGCAUUGUCUUCAUACGUACAUCAAUGUGCAGCAAAAGGGAUACUUCUCUAUAACUGGAGAAACGCCACAUGCGGGAAAUUUUCCGGUAGCUGCCCCAGCACAAUGGUUUAUUCUUACAGAGUUCAAAACAACAGUCGUUCUUGCCGUUGCCACAGCGACCCGGACUUCACCUGCGGUGUCACAUUUGAGCCUGUAGAUGGGUGUGUUUGUGCAGAGGGAAUGUACCUCCAUGAAGAAGGACAAUGUGUUCCACCAGCUAAUUGUCCAUGCUACGCAAAAGGAACAGUUAUUUCACCAGGGGAAGUUAUCAAUAAGGAUGGUACUACGUGCACUUGCAAGGGCGGGAAACUCAGUUGCACUGGACAGAGAAUUGGUCGACCAUCAUGCCCCAAACAUAUGGUGUUCUUUAACUGCACUAAUGCUGCCCCUGGAUCUACAGGAUCUGAGUGCCAAAAAAGCUGCAACACUCUAGAUAUGGCAUGUAUUAGCACUGAGUGCAUCUCUGGUUGUAUGUGCCCUUCUGGACUGGUAUCAGAUGGCAGAGGCCACUGCAUCGAAGAAGACCUUUGUCCAUGUAUUCACAAUGGUAAUGCACACCAACCAGGAGACACAAUCAAAGUGGACUGCAAUACCUGUACCUGUAAGGGUAAGAAAUGGAAAUGUACCAAAAACCCAUGCCAUGGAACUUGCACAGUUUAUGGGGAUGGCCAUUAUAUUACAUUUGAUGGGAAAAGAUAUACAUUUGAUGGAGACUGUGAAUACACAUUAAUCAGGGAUUAUUGUGGUCAUGCCAAUGCCAAUGCCAGUGGUACCUUCAGAGUUCUCACUGAAAACGUACCAUGUGGUACAACUGGCACCACCUGUUCUAAGGCUGUCAAAGUCUUCCUUGGGAACAAAGAGCUCAAACUGACCGAUGGAGGUUAUCAGAUUCUUAAUAGAGAUGAGGGGGAGGAAAUUCCAUUCCAAAUUCGGAUAAUGGGAAUUUAUAUGGUCAUUGAGGCAAAUAAUGGACUUAUUGUCAUGUGGGACCAAAAGACAAGUAUGUUCAUCAAACUCAGUCCAAAAUUUAAGGGUACCGUUUGUGGUCUUUGCGGAAACUAUGAUGGGAACGCUAACAACGACUUCAUGUUGAGAAGUCAAGAGGUGGUAAACAAAGCCUUGGACUUUGGAAACAGUUGGAAAGAGUCCUCCAGCUGUCGUGUUGCUACUGAAAUUAAAAAUCCCUGCUCGAACAACCCUUACAGGCAGUCAUGGGCUCAGAAACAAUGCAGUAUCAUCAAGAGUGACGUUUUUACAGUCUGCCAUUCUCAGGUGGACCCGUCUCCUUUCUAUGAAUCCUGUGUGAGAGACUCAUGUGCCUGUGAUAGUGGUGGGGAUUGUGACUGUUUCUGCACUGCUGUAUCAGCCUAUGCGCAAGCCUGUAAUGAAGCUGGAGCUUGUGUUACCUGGAGAACGCCUCAAAUAUGCCCAUUGUUCUGUGAUUAUUACAAUCCCCCUGGUGAAUGUGAGUGGCAUUACAAACCUUGUGGAGCUCCCUGUAUGCAGACCUGCAGAAAUCCAACUGGGCAUUGCUCCAAUCAGAUUCCAGCACUUGAAGGCUGUUACCCCAAAUGUCCCCCUGGACAGCCUUACUUUGAUGAGGAUACAAUGAAAUGUGAGAAGAGGGAGCAAUGUGGCUGCUAUGACAAGCAGGGGAAUCAUUAUGACAAUCAGGAGAGUGUUCCUACGACAAAAAACUGCCAAAUAUGCUACAACAUAUACUGCUACACAGUCAACAACUUUAACACGCACACCUACACCACCAGCUGCAACAUCAUCAGUUCAGAGUUCCAACAUAUCUUCAACUGCAAGCCUAUCCACAACUCCAACAACAACAUAUACUGUAAUACCUUCAAGACCUCCAAUAAGUCAGCCAACACCAACACCAUCAACUACAACACUAACAGUCCAGAAUCCCUUUACAAAUACAAGCAUAUCUACAAUUCAUUCAACAACCUCACCAACUUCCACUACACCAAUAACAACACCAACGUCUACACCAAUAAUCCAGAGUUCACCCACAAGUAUGAGAAUAACCACAACUCCAAUAACAACAACUAUAUCUACUGUUAUACAUUCAAAAACUUCAAUCAGCAUGCCUAUUCAACAAGCUGCAACAACAAGGGUCCAGAGUUCCACCACCAAUACAAAUAUAUCCAUGACCCUAACAGCUACAACAUAUACUGCUACACAAUCAACAACUUCAACAAGCACACCUACACCACCAAUUGCAACAUCAUCAGUCCAGAGUACCAACAUUUCUUUAACAACAGAUGCAAGCUUAUCCACAACUCCAACAAAAACAUCUACUGCAAUACUUUCAAGACCGCAGAUAAGCCCGCAAACACCAUCAACUACAACACUAACAGUCCAGAAUCCCUUUACAAAUACAAGCAUAUCCACAAUUCAUUCAACAACCUCACCAACUUCCACUACACCAAUAUCAACCACAACGUCUACACCAGCAACUUCAACACCAAUAAUCCAGAGUUCACCCACAAGUAUGAGAAUAACCACAACUCCAAUAACAACAACUGCAACAACAAGGGUCCAGAGUUCCUCCACCAAUACAAAUAUAUCCAUGACCCUAACAGCUACAACAUAUACUGCUACACAAUCAACAACUUUAACAAGCACACCUACACCACCAAUUGCAACAUCAUCAGUCCAGAGUACCAACAUUUCUUUUGCAACAAAUGCAAGCUUAUCCACAACUCCAACAACAACAUCUACUGCAAUACCUUCAAGACCUCCAAUAAGCCCACCAACACCAACACCAACACCAUCAACUACAACACUAACAGUCCAGAAUCCCUUUACAAAUACAAGCAUAUCCACAAUUCAUUCAACAACCUCACCAACUUCCACUACAACAAUAACAACCACCAUGCCUAUUCAGCAAGCUGCAACAACAAGGGUCCAGAGUUCCUCCACCAAUACAAAUAUAGCCAUGACCCUACCAGCUACAACAUAUACUGCUACACAAUCAACAACUUCAACAAGCACACCUACACAACCAAUUACAACAUCAUCAGUCCAGAAUACCAUCAUUUCUUUAACAACAAAUGUCACUUCUACACAAUCAACUUCAUCAACAAGUACACCUUCACCACCAGCUAA